AUGUCAUGGCUCGCCCCGGCGUCGCUCAUUUUGGUAGGCGGCGUGUGGGGUACCUUGGCACGGUUGGGUCUGGUCGCGUUAAACCAGUACGAUGGACAAAGUAUUGCGCCUUUGAUCUGGGCGCAAGGUGUAGGAUGUCUGGUCAUGGGUUGGGCGUCGCACAAGACGACGAAAGCUGCGAUCGAGGCAAGCUUUGCACCGGCUUUUCCUAUGCUUACCACAGGCUUUGCUGGAUGUUGUACGUCUUUUUCGUCAUGGGUCCUUCAAGUAUUUGAAGCUUUUGCCAAUACAGAGCAUUUCGAUCGACAUGGUCUACACAAUGUGAUGGACGCCUUAACGCAAACAGCAGCUACGCUCGGUAUAGGCAUCGCUAGUUUUUGGGCUGGACGCGCCGUGGGCGACUCUUUUCCCGCGGAUCGAUGGCUACGUCUGCAUGUACCCAAGCGAUAUUCGCUUCUGCUUUCCUUGCUAGCAGGCGUACUUACGUGGGUCGGUGCGGCCCUCUUGUGUGGACUGUAUGCACCGUUCCGACACGUUACGUGGUCCCUCGUCUUUUGUCCCCUUGGUGCGUGGCUGCGCUGGCAGUUAGCGCGUCUACACACGCCGCCGUCCGUGGAUAAGAAAAUUCCCAUGCAUCAUGUUCUAUCAUGGCCGAUCGGCACUUUUCUUGCGAAUAUCCUUGGAACUAUGGUGCUUUGCGGUGCACUCAUUGGGCAACAAUAUGGCCAUAUUACCGCGCUUCCGUGUGGUGUCUUGCAAGGUCUUCAAGAUGGCUUUGCUGGGUCGCUUAGCACCGUGAGCACAUUCAUCAGCGAAGCCGUGGCCCUCCGACCUCUUCGUACUUCUUUCGCUUACCUCUUUGUGUCCUGGAGCUGUGGUGUAAUUCUCAGUCUUCUUCUUGUUGGUGUGCCCACCUGGACCCUACCCAAUGCGCACUUUGCGCCCUGUGUACCAUAG
This is a messenger RNA of Malassezia pachydermatis, 957 nucleotides long. Its product is annotated as chromosome condensation. The transcript has a single exon. Gene Ontology annotation, molecular function: fluoride transmembrane transporter activity. Bases 1 to 957 code for a protein of 318 amino acids. The record is from RefSeq and is a predicted model, not a curated record. Gene Ontology annotation, biological process: fluoride transmembrane transport. Gene Ontology annotation, cellular component: membrane. Lineage: Eukaryota; Fungi; Basidiomycota; Malasseziomycetes; Malasseziales; Malasseziaceae.